CCCAACCAAAGCUUCAAGUUUUCCCCCCUUCCUUUCCCUUUCCUCACCAACCCUUCCCUUCAAAUACAUACACCCACAGCCAGGCGCUGUACCCUUUCCCGUCUUUUUCCAAUUAAUAGUUAGCAUUCCUUAAAAAUGCGUUUCCAAACUCUCUCUUUGACCGCCAUUGGUCUCCUCAUGUUCUCCAGCUCCCAAAUUGGAGUAAAUGCAAAGUCCUUCAUGCUCAGAGAUAAUCUUGCUACUGUUGAGAGAGAUGGUGCCAUUCACACCGUUGUCUCUGCCAUGUACCUGGCUCCAUUCUCGAGCGACGACGCACCCGAGGCUGAAUUCGAACUUGUUGACGACGAUCUGAACAGCCACUUGCUUUCAUACACAAAGCGUGGUGCCAGCUGCUCUAAAUACGUUACAAUCAAGAGUGGUGAUACUUGCGCCAAGGUUGCCAAGAGCAACAGUAUUACCGUUAGCAAAUUCUACGACUUGAACAGCCAAGUUAACAGCAAAUGUACCAACAUUAUUGCUGGAAAGAAGUACUGUGUUAAGGCAGGAACCACCGCAAAUGUCAAGGCAAAAACCACCACCAAGAAGAAGACAACCACAAAGAAGACCACCACCAAGAAGAAGACCACCACCAAGAAAUCUACCAAGACCACCGCCAAAGCCUCGCCCAGCAACAAGUCUGUUAGCAGCAGAAAGAAGAUCCAGUCCAACUCAGCAUUCACUUACUACUGGACUGCCCAGGAAGCUGACUAUGCUGACAACAGCAAGACUGUAACAAUCAAGACUUGUUCUGGAAAGAGCAUUGCCAAGGUCGAUGAAACAUACGCUGAUGCCUUGGUUAUGGAAGGUGCCGGUGUUGUCGGCAACAAGCUUGUCAACUUGGGCGACUGCACGUGCAAAAACUACAACUGCUUUGAGGAAUUGAACAAGAAGGAGAAUCCCUUUGGCCUGACUUCUUAUGGCUCCGCUCUCCGUCCUUACACCACCAUUGCUGCCAACGAUAUCGAGAAGGGCACCAAGAUCUAUGUUCCUGCUCUCGUUGGCUGGUCGCUCCCUGGCUCCACCAAGAAGCACAAUGGCUGUCUUUUGGUUGAUGAUGAGAGCUGGAGUUUCACCAACAAGCACAUCGACUUUUACGUCUACGAAAAGGAUCACUACGCCACCUUGAACAAGGCACACAAGGUUUCCAAGGUCGACAUCUACGAAGGUGGCGAUUGCAGUCUUCUCAACUACACCUAAAGACAUUUGAUCGACCAAUAUAUUCUUCGAUUGAAUUAAUUUAAUCUUUUCACAAAUCUCGUCCUCUCCCUCUCAUUCUCUUUAUCUAUUUUGCUCUCUCUUCUUGUUUUUUUCUCUCUCUCUCUCUUUAUAUUUCUGUCAGAUCAAGAAGAUAAAAGCUCAAUGAUGUCUUCUAUAUUAUCGAUCUGUACACAUUAUAUAUAUUUGCAUAUAUAAAGAGCAUUGUAUUAAAGACAGUUUUGAUUGCUAUUUAUCUACACCUUGGAUUCUCUCUUCCAUUAAAAUAUGUUUCAUGUGAUAAUAAAGCCUUUUUGGCUCAGUGCACCUUUUUAUUU
Phycomyces blakesleeanus NRRL 1555(-) is the source of this 1571-nucleotide messenger RNA. RefSeq names its product carbohydrate-binding module family 50 protein. NCBI's taxonomy places the organism in Eukaryota, Fungi, Mucoromycota, Mucoromycetes, Mucorales, Phycomycetaceae. The record is from RefSeq and is a predicted model, not a curated record. Bases 136 to 1236 code for a protein of 366 amino acids. The transcript has 4 exons.